UCCAGUUUUAAUUUUAAGAAUUUGAGCAGCCUUAAAAAAAUAAAUCUAAAGAAUUUAGAAAAAAUUUGUGUAAUUUUCUUGUUUUUCGAUUUUACACAAUAAAAAUAUCUCAAUUGUUUCCGAUAAGCUGUAAAUAUAUUUUUAAGUACAAAUUAGGAUAAAAAUCAAAAAAUAUUUACGAAUUGGGGACGACGUAUCAUAUUACAUUUUUACAUGAAUAUGUAAUAUAUAAAAAAAAAAUUUCAAUUUGGGAAACAAAAGAAACAAAAAAUUUAGAUAGUAUUUAAAAAAAAAUAAUGAUAAAAAUGCGACCAUAUGCCCCCUCGGAGAGGGUAGCUAUUAGAGCAGAUAGCAUAGAUGAAGAAACGUCAGAUAUAGAAGAUGAAGUUUUUAUACGUGAUGGUCGAACAGGAAAGAUAAGCGAUGAAAAUGGCUUAAAAAGACCAUUAAUGGCUCCGAAACGUAGUAGUAAAACUAAUGGCAAAUCAUCUAAUCAAAUACCAAUAAUGAAAAAGAAUCGUCGACGUUGUUGGAAAUGCUGUGAACCAUUUUGUUAUGGUUUGGCUGCAGUUACAAUAUUAAGUGUAUUAAUAUUUUUGGCAGCAUUAAUAUUGACAAUGUUUCCUAUUCCACUACAAAAACUUAAAGUUUGGUUAAAAAAAGAUUCAGCUUCUUUAAGUUAUAAAAGUGAAAAUUUCGAAACUGAUGGUUUCGGUGUUAUAGGCCCAGAAUUUGUACCAUGUACCCAUAUAGCUGUACAAAGAGUUUGGAUGAAAAUUUUUCCAAGGAUGAUUAGCGAAAGUCCUGUACGAAAGGUUGAUUUAAAUGGUGAUCAAAUAGAUGAUAUUGUUUUUGGAUUUGGUAUUGAUGAUAGUAUCAUUUAUGAAAAUAUUCCUUUAAAGAAAUGUACAUCUGCACGCCAAGAUGAAGAAGUAUCAUGUGAAGGAGGCGUUACUGCCUUAAAUGGAAAAAAUGGAGAUUUAAUAUGGCAAAGAUGGCUUGCCGCUAAUAUAUUUUCAAUUUUAUGUUCAGUCGAUAUAGACCAUGAUGGUUAUAAUGACUGUAUCGCAGCAGGCAGAGGGGGGGUUGUCGUUGCAAUAAAUGGCCGAAACGGCGAAAUAAUUUGGAAUCUUCGAGAGUUAGAUAUUGAAACAAAUUCGCCAAUAAUUAUUGACCUUUAUACAAUCAAUUUAGUUAGAGAUUUAGAUGGUGAUGACAUUCAAGAAAUAUUGGCUGUUCACCUUGAGGAACGUAAAACAUCUAAGUCUGGGCAUAUAAAAUUAAUUUCAGGAAGAUCUGGAAAAGUAAUUAGAAGUAUACCAACGCCUUUUAAAGAAGAAGUUUUUGUACCGAUACAAACAUUAGUUCAACAAGACGGUACUGAAUUACUUUUAAUUAUUACUGGUGGACAAAAUAGCCCAGGAGGAAUUUACACUAUUAGAUUAUACAAUUUAAUGGAAUACCGAAGUGAAAAAGAAUUCACUCCAAUUUAUCAAACAGAUUUUUCUGGCUUUAUGACACCAGCUGUAAUUACAGAUGUAACAGGCGAUCAAAUAAGUGAUAUAAUUGUAGCCUCAUUUAAUUCAACAAUUUUCGCAUUUGAUGGCCGAAAUUUUUCUAUGAUAUGGAAUUACACUUUUCCGGGGAGUGAAAGUGUCAGCGCAAUUGUGCCAGGUCAUUUUAAUCAUGAUAACGUUACAGAUUUCAUGAUUAAAUAUAAUACGGGGCCAGGAUUUCCGGUUUAUUACUAUUCACAAACAACAAUUUUAAAUGGCAUAGAUGGUCAACCAAUAAUGGGUGCGAUGAUGUUGGAUUCCGGUGGCCCAAAUAGCUUAUUAGGUGGUGUCUCAAUAUCUCAAACAUCCGGUGGAGAUUUUUUUUUACAUUGGCAAGUACAAUGUCGCGGAAAAUUAAAUGUGAAAGAUUCGUAUGAAUUUAUACCGGAAAGCGAUGUAAUAUUGCAAGCCAGAGCUGACACAUGUCUUUUAAGAUAUAAUACUACAACCGUUUUAAAACUGUAUGCCAUUACGAGACAUAUUGAACCGCCGGGUGCUGUAAUAUUUAGUUCAGAUGACAUUGACGUUAAGUUGAAUAAAACUGAAUUACAUAAGGUUAAGCAAAAUACAGUUUCACCCUUAAAGCACCCAAAAAUGUUAAAAAAAUUACUUGCCAAAGAAUAUUUGAAAACAGAAAGCGAAUUAGCAAAUAGUUUGCCACAUAAAGGUCAAAAAAAAGUUUAUAAGGAAAACGGUCCAGAAAAUAGCGUAAAUCCUAUAAUUGAACAACAAGAAAAACUAAGAGAACGGUAUAGGAAACCGCUAUAUCCUCCAAAAUCAAUUAUAGCAGAUGAAUUAGCUCCUGUUGAUGACGAAGACAGCUCUAAUUUCGAAAAUGCAAAACCUUUUAUAUACCCAGCGUCAUACAAUAUACCGGAAAGAAAUGGAUUUAAGGAAUAUGAUGGAGAUCCACAAUCGCGUACUCAAGAUGAAUAUCCUGAAAUUUUAUAUAAUGAUAUUGAGCAACAGCAACCAAUACCCCCGCAAUUAAAUGAACGACCUAUUCGUUUAAGAAGUAAAUAUCCGGGUAAUCGUGAUGUUAGAAGUGAAAUAACUUCGUACGAUAAGAUCCCUACUUCAAUCAAUAGGGAGAGUUUAAAUAUCACAAGCGAUGAAAAAUCAACUUCGCCUUUACCAGAAAAAUCUAAUAGUAACAAUGAUGAACCAGUGAACCUUUGGGACAUAGAAUUAGAAAAAGAAGAAGAGGAAGCAUUAAAAGAAUCUCAUAAAUAUGAAUAUAGCUUAAGGCAAAGACGACAAAAUUUAGAACAAGAAACGGAACCAUCUGUUAUGGGUACAUUCAAAGAAGAAAGUGAUCUCUUUUUGGCUUCGAUAUCUUCUACGGGUGUUCUAGUCGAUUCUUUAGACAAGUCAUCCAAUUCCACUAUUGAUUAUGCGUUCGUGAUCAAUGUGCGUGAAUCAGAAACUUAUCCCCCAUUACUACUGCAGGAAGAUAUUAACUGUAUUGAAGAAAAAAUGAGCUCAUAUAACACAAUAUCCAAUGCAGAUUUACAGCAAAUUCAAAAACAAGUUCUUGAGCAAUGCUUAAAAUCUCGAUUAGGUACUGAAAAUAUACAACCAGGUAUACCACGUUAUGAAUCUCAGGUUGUUGUUAUAAAAAUAUCAAUAGCAUGCAGUUGUCAUAAUCUACAGCCUGGCGAGAUAUGUUCAAAAUUAGAGAAAGCCGAUCAACAAAAAUGGACACAAUUCAUGGGAAAUUAUGAAAAUGGAUUUUACAAAAAUUAAUAUUGACUGAAAAUGAAUUUAUAAAUAUUGCCAAUGACACACCAAAAAUUUUCUUACUAAAAAAUUGUGUUGUUAAUUUUAGUUUUAUAAUUAAUCAACUUUAUUUUUUACAAUCUAGUUUCUAAGUUAUAUGGGUACCAGCUUUCAAAUAAGUAGGAUGUUAAAUUAUCAAUUUCAAUAAUCCAUAUUGUAAUUAUAUAUUAAUAAAAUGUGUAAUAUAAAUUUAUUGUAAGAUAUGAAAAUACUAGUGGCAGAUCCAUUUUUAUUUUCUUCAUCUUUUUUUUUAUAAAAAUUAAUAAGAUUAUUUUUUAUCGUAAAAAAGCCAUUCAAAAAAAUAAACCUACCUAUAUGUUAUGUAUGCAU
Condylostylus longicornis is the source of this 3665-nucleotide messenger RNA. RefSeq lists its product as uncharacterized. Gene Ontology annotation, molecular function: protein binding. The transcript is spliced from 7 exons. The coding region runs from base 297 to 3302 and encodes 1001 amino acids. NCBI's taxonomy places the organism in Eukaryota, Metazoa, Arthropoda, Insecta, Diptera, Dolichopodidae. The record is from RefSeq and is a predicted model, not a curated record.